Sycon ciliatum is the source of this 741-nucleotide messenger RNA. Its product is annotated as calmodulin. Bases 114 to 563 code for a protein of 149 amino acids. NCBI's taxonomy places the organism in Eukaryota, Metazoa, Porifera, Calcarea, Leucosolenida, Sycettidae. The transcript is spliced from 5 exons. Gene Ontology annotation, molecular function: enzyme regulator activity; calcium ion binding. The record is from RefSeq and is a predicted model, not a curated record.
UGUAGUGCUUUGCCGCAUUGCGUCGGGCCUUGGAGUUGAUGAUUGUCGUUUUGUCUUCAUCACUUUACCAGUAGUUCACCGUUUUUUGAGGCUAUCACCUGUUUUGCUUCGCCAUGGCUGACCUUCUUACCGAGGAGCAAAUUGCCGAAUUCAAGGAGGCUUUCUCCUUGUUCGACAAGGAUGGCGAUGGCACCAUCACCACCAAGGAGCUCGGAACUGUAAUGCGCUCUCUUGGACAGAACCCCACGGAAGCUGAACUCCAAGACAUGAUCAGCGAAGUGGACGCUGAUGGAAACGGCACCAUUGACUUCCCGGAGUUUCUGACGAUGAUGGCUCGCAAAAUGAAGGACCAGGAUUCCGAGGAGGAGAUCCGUGAGGCCUUCCGUGUUUUCGACAAGGACGGCAACGGUUUCAUCAGUGCCGCUGAGCUUCGCCACGUAAUGACCAACCUUGGUGAGAAGCUCACCGAUGAGGAGGUUGAUGAGAUGAUCCGUGAGGCGGAUAUUGAUGGCGAUGGCCAGGUCAACUACGAAGAAUUCGUCAAGAUGAUGACAUCCAAGUAAAGAACCACCAUAACAACACUUUCGUACAAAAUUUUGUUUACCCGUACUCAUAGAUCACCAUUAUGAAAUGCUUUAUGAAAAUGCUUUGAGGUUUUUAGAAUUGUUCAACUAAACUAAAACGUGUCUUUUGUGGUAUUGGUUUGACUCUCGAUGUGAGGUUUGGGAUGUACCGCGUGAA